Messenger RNA from Cimex lectularius (bed bug), 2187 nucleotides. Its product is annotated as keratin-associated protein 10-7-like. Bases 389 to 1921 code for a protein of 510 amino acids. The transcript has 3 exons. NCBI's taxonomy places the organism in Eukaryota, Metazoa, Arthropoda, Insecta, Hemiptera, Cimicidae. The record is from RefSeq and is a predicted model, not a curated record.
AUGUGAAAAUUGAAGGUGCCAUCCAGAUUGUUUAAAAAAUAAUAAACAUUUGUUUUUAUUAAUAGUAAAAUGUAAAAAUAAAAAAUACUUUAAUAAUAUGAUGUUCAAACAGUGACACUAAUUUCACACAAACACAACAUGAUAAUAUAAAAUUUGUUGCAUGGAGCAUUUGUAAGAAAGUGAUGAAGAAGACGUGGUAGGCAUAUUCUCUGGGGAAAGGGCUAUCUGGAAACAUGGAGUGGCAACUGGGGAUGAAGGAAGUUGAUAUUAAGAAAAUCAUCCAAUAUGAGCCCGAACAGUAUAUGGAGUCUUUGUUUGGUCUCAAAAGAACUUCCUUUAAAUUCAACAUUUGCUAUCAUAUGAUAAAAGAGGAAUAACAACAGCAAAUAUGGAUAGCCGAUUGUUUUUUGGCCUUUUAGGGAAGCGUAAGCUAAGUAAACUUGCACAUUUGGGGGAAUCGGCAUGCAGGAAUUUAUUUUCAUCCCGCCAAACAUUUUUGGAAAGGAAGAUAUUAAGCUGCAUAAAAAAGCAAAAUUCCAUCAAUCUGAGUACAAAUAGCAGUAGUUACAGAAAAUUUUUAAAGGGUGGUAGUAUUCUACAAAUAAAUGCUACAGAAGAAUUGGGAAGAAAGUACAGCGGCACGUAUGACUUGAUAAGAAAUCUUAUGAAAACAGAAGAUGCAAGUGGAAAGUGUAGUGUUGUGCACCCUUUGGCAAAACAAAUAGAAUGCUGCCAAGAAUCAAGUUGCUCUUUGAAGUGUUGUGUUAUGCGACCAUGCUGCCCAUCAAUAUCAAGAGCAAAGUCUACCUGCUGUUUUACCAUAAAGCCUAAAUGUUGUUCACCCCCACCAUGUUGCCCACCAAAAUGCCCUCCACCUUGUUGCCCACCACCAGAGAAUUGCUGCCCACCACCAGAGAAUUGCUGCCCACCACCAUGUCCUCCAAAAUGCUGCCCACCACCGUGCCCACCAAAAUGUUGCACACCACCACCAUGUUGCCCUCCAAAAUGCUGCCCACCACCGUGCCCACCAAAAUGUUGCACACCACCACCAUGUUGCCCACCACCUUGCCCUCCAAAAUGUUGCCCACCACCACCAUGCCCUCCAAAGUGCUGCCCACCACCACCAUGUUGCCCACCUCCAUGCCCUCCCAAAUGCUGUCCACCACCGUGCCCUCCAAAAUGUUGCCCACCACCAUCAUGUUGCCCACCUUCAUGCCCUCCUCCCCCAUGUCCUCCAAAAUGUUGCCCCCCUCCUCCAUGUUGCCCUCCAAAAUGCCCUUCAUCAUGUUGCACACCUCCACCAUGCCCUCCAAAAUGUUGCCCACCACCACCACCACCACCUUGCCCUCCCCCUCCAUGUUGCCCACCAAAAUGCCCUCCCCCUCCAUGUUGCCCACCAAAAUGCCCUCCCCCUCCAUGUUGCCCACCAAAAUGCCCUCCCCCUCCAUGUUGCCCACCAAAAUGCCCUCCCCCUCCAUGUUGCCCACCAAAAUGCCCUCCCCCUCCAUGUUGCCCACCAAAAUGCCCUCCCCCUCCAUGUUGCCCACCAAAAUGCCCUCCCCCUCCAUGUUGCCCACCAAAAUGCCCUCCUCCUCCAUGUUGCCCACCAAAAUGCCCUCCCCCUCCAUGUUGCCCACCAAAAUGCCCUCCUCCUCCAUGUUGCCCACCACCACCAUGUUGCCCGCCAAAAUGCCCUCCACCAAAAUGUUGCCAUGUACCAAAAACCACAGAAUGUUGUCCACUUCCGAAAGGUCGUCCACCAUGUAAACCACCUCCAAGAUUUUGUUCACAAUGCUACUCUCUUACAACAAGAUGCCCUUCAUGCUGUCAAGUUUCAAGAUGCCAUUCAACAAGUACCAUACUAAGUAGCACACUGGCAUCCUCUUCUAGUAAAAUCGAGCCCAAACUUGACAUAGUUUGAUUAAACAACGGAAAUUAAACAUUCUCUCUAGAAAUUCUAUAAAAAAUGGUGAUAAUAAAAAUACUACUACAUAAUUUUCACACGAGAUCGGAGUUACAACUAAAAUGGAAUAAUAUGAAGAAAUAUGUAAAAAAAGAUAUUAUAAUGAGGAAGUAAAAUUUAAAUAAAAAAGAUACAAAAUUUUCAAGAAAAGAAGACUUUUAAAAAACACCCUUAUCACAGUGUGUUUGAAAACUGACACCAAAUAAACACAUAAGUGGAAAUUA